AUGACUGGACACAAAGUUUUACUGAUUGGUGCUGGCGGUGUCGGUACCAUUGUCGCAUAUGGUAUUCAUUUGGCAGGAAAAUCUGAAUUGUCAAUCGUGGUUAGAAGAGACUUUGCGAAGGUCAGCGAUUUCGGAUAUAACAUUGAUUCGAUUGAUUAUGGAAUCGUUGAGGGAUGGAAGCCAGAGAAUAUUUAUCCCUCCAUUGAGGCGGCCGCUUCCUCUGACACUGUCUACCAAUAUGUCAUUAUCACCACCAAGAACCUGCCCGAUAUCGCGAAGGUCGAGGAGUUGGCUGAGCCAGUGAUUACCCCGGGCGUCACGGUCGUGGUGUUAAUCCAGAACGGUUUCGAUUUGUGCCGUCCUUUCUUUGACAAGUAUCCAAAAAACGUUGUUAUUUCAGGCAUAACUUACGUCGGAUCUCAUAACUCCGGAGGUAGCGUUCAUCAAACACAACCAGAUAGGUCCUUUUUUGGCUCCGGAAGAAAUCCUUAUAUUCCGGAAGACUUGCAAGAGUCCAAGGUCAAAGAGUUUCUGAGUAUUUACUCUAACGGCAAAAAUAAGCCGGUCUACAUCACCAACGAAAGAGAAUACAGGUAUAAGAAGCUCAUUUACAAUGCGGCAAUGAACACCUCAUGCGCACUAUCAGGCGUCGACACUGGUAGGCUGGAACUCGCAGGCACUUUAGAUGCUGUUGCAAUCCCAGCGAUGCGCGAGAUUCUUGCUAUCGCAAAGGCAGACGGAAUUGAGCUUCCAACCGACUCUAUUAAUAAUGCUAUCCACGGUGAUGACGGUGACUGGUUCGAACCAUCUAUGUUGGUGGAUGUCAGAAAAGGUAAUCCAAUAGAAUUGGAAGUUAUUUUAGGUAAUGUACUGCGCGUAGCGGAAGAGUUGAACGUGAAGACGCCUUACUUGAGUAUUCUUUAUGGGCUUUUGAAAGCUGUCCAGUUCAGGCUGAGAGAAAAGCAAGGCCACUUCUCCCUUCCCACAAAGCGCCCAAUUUCAGACAGAUUUUACAAAUGA
This is a messenger RNA of Torulaspora globosa, 1020 nucleotides long. RefSeq names its product ketopantoate reductase family protein. Lineage: Eukaryota; Fungi; Ascomycota; Saccharomycetes; Saccharomycetales; Saccharomycetaceae. The transcript has a single exon. Gene Ontology annotation, molecular function: oxidoreductase activity. Gene Ontology annotation, cellular component: cytoplasm. Bases 1 to 1020 code for a protein of 339 amino acids. The record is from RefSeq and is a predicted model, not a curated record.